Aquila chrysaetos chrysaetos is the source of this 6111-nucleotide messenger RNA. It is a transcript of the gene POM121, whose product is annotated as POM121 transmembrane nucleoporin. Gene Ontology annotation, biological process: protein import into nucleus; RNA export from nucleus. NCBI's taxonomy places the organism in Eukaryota, Metazoa, Chordata, Aves, Accipitriformes, Accipitridae. Gene Ontology annotation, molecular function: structural constituent of nuclear pore. The record is from RefSeq and is a predicted model, not a curated record. The coding region runs from base 1 to 3414 and encodes 1137 amino acids. The transcript has 13 exons. Gene Ontology annotation, cellular component: nuclear pore.
AUGGCGGGGGGCGGGCCGGGCGCGGCGCGCUGGGGGCGGCGGGGCGCGGCGACGGCGCUGGCCCCGGCGCUGGCGCUGGCGCUGGCCCUGGCCCUGGCCAUGGCCAUGGCCUGCCUGCUGCUGCUCCGGGGCGCGCUGCUGGGCGCGGCGGCGCUGGGCGCGGCGGGGGCCUGGUGCGCGAUGCGGCCCGGCCCGCCCGCGCCGCGCCCGCCCGGCAAAGCUGCCGCCAAUGGGGGCCCGGCCGCCCCCUCGGGCCGGCCCGCGAGGGCCCCGCCGCGCCGCCUCGGGGCCCCGCCGGCCGCCCCGCACUGCCCGCCGCAGGCUCCGCGCCGCCGGUACCCGCUGCCGCAGACCCGAAGCGCCGUACCGGUCGGCCUGCCCGCCGCCCGCUGGGAGGGCUGCUCGCCCAGGAGCGCGCCCUGGGCUCGUCGGGCCGGCCCGCUCCGCAGCCCCGUCACCGUGAGGAUUGCCCGGCCGGAUGCCGGCCUGACCCGCUCCCCAGCCCUGGAGCAGCUGGUCUCACGCAUGGCCUUCCCGGCCAACAGCAGCCUGGACCCAUGUGCAAAAGAGACUGUGCUGAAUGCCAUCAAGGAGAGCAGGAAGAGGGCUGUGGAGCAGGAGGAGGAGGAGGACCAGGCUUUUGGGAACGAUCAGGAGAGCAAGAGAAGGCGCCACGAUAGCAGUGGAAGUGGACAGUCAGCGUUUGAGCCACUGGUAGCCAACGGUGCCCCUGCCUCUCUCAUACCCAAGCCUGGCUCUCUGAAGAGGGGCCUUGUCUCGUACUGCCUGGAUGACUGCUCAAACAAGAGGUCACGCACCUCUUCCAUGAGUUCCCUCAACAAUACAUAUGCUGGCGGGAUCCCCAGCUCCAUCCGCAAUGCCAUCGCCAGCUCCUACAGCUCCAGCCGGGGCCUCUCACAGCUGUGGAAGAGAAGUGGUAUGAGCGUGUCCCCACUGUCCAGCCCAGCGUCCUCCCGCUCCCAGACACCAGAGUGGCCUCUCAAGAAAGCCAGGGAAGAGGAGUUGCAUCGCUCCAACACUUCCACUCCAGUGAAAUCGGACAAGGAGCUGCAGACAGAGAAAGUGGUAGAGACGCCAGUGCGGAAGAAGCAGAAUUCCCUGAGCCCACCAUCCAUGUCGGGGAGCAGCGGGAAGCGCAAGCGAAAGAUCCAGUUGCUGUCGUCUCGCCGGGGAGACCAGCUGGCGCUGCCCCCACCACCUCAGCUGGGCUACUCCAUCACGUCGGAGGACCUGGAUGCGGAGAAGGCGGCAGCGUUGCAGUGGUUCAACAAAGUCUUGGAGGAUAAGGCUGAUGUGGACCCCAGCACCACUGCAGAGACUACGCCUGUGUCCAGGCCACUGGCGUUCACCAUGACGUCCCCGGGGCCUGCGCCUGCCUCAACAGCUCCUGCCCCGGCCAGCACCAACUCACUCCUGGACAGCCUGAAGAAGAUGCAGAGCAGCCAGGCUGCGCCCUCGCCAGCAGACUCCACUGGAGCUGCGGUAGCAUCCCAGCCGCCUUCAUCAGCUGCACAGCUGCCUGCUCCUGCUGUAUCGCUGGAGUCGAGUUCUCUGCCUGCCACCUCUGCUGACACCAAGCCUGUGCCCGUGUUGAGCACGCCUGCCCCUACUGCCCCCGCUGCCUUAGGGGUGCAGGCCCCCAGCAGUCUGGCACCUCCUGCGUUGACAGAGCUGGGCCAGACCCCCAGCAAACCUCCUUCUUUCCCGAAGCCAAGCAUCCUUUUUGGGAUGCUGUACACCCCACCUGCCAGCCAGGCAGCAAUGACUGCAGCUGCUGCUGUGCCCACCACGACCACUGCUGUGCCCACCACGACCCCUGUCUUCAAACCCAUCUUUGGCACUUUGCCAAAAAGCGAGAGCACAGCACCCUGUACGGCUGUUAUCUCCACCACAGUCACCGUGUCUGCGAACUCAGGCCCUUCCUCAACAUCCUCCACCACCACCAUGUUCAAGCCUAUCUUCGGCAGUGUCACCACAGCUUCAUCUCCAGCGCAGGCCUCUCCCUUUGCCUUCAAACCAACGUCACAGCCGGCCUCGGCCGCAGAUCUGCCAGCAGCCUCCAUGACUACCGUGGCAGGAUUCACAGGUCUCCCUAACGUCAUCUUCACCACCGCAGCUACGACUGCCACUAUGCAGAGUUCCUCCACAGAUGCCACUAUUAAACCUGUCUUCAGCUUUGGACUCAACCCCCCUGCCUCCACCGGCCCCACUGCCAGCCUGACCGUCUCCGCUGCCACAUCCACCAGCACAUCUCAGCCCUUCCUGUUCGGGGGCCUGGCCAGCUCAGCUCCCGGCACAGAAACCAGCUUUGCCACCCCAGGGCCUGUGUUCCAGUUCGGAAAGCCACCUCCAGCCACGGUCACUGCCACCACCAGUGUCCCAGGAGGCCCUGCCUUUGGCCAAGCACCUUCAAACUCAACAGCUCCUACCACCACUGUGGGCUUUAGCAUAUUUGGGGGCACCACGCUGACCUCUUCUACCCCAGCCACCACAGAUCAAGCAACGUUGACGUUCGGCUCAUCUGUUUCAGCUUUUGGCAGUUCCUUCAGCACAAAUGCGAAGCCGCCACCACUGUAUCCCGGCGCAGCGAGUCAGCCCACCUUCAGUGCUGGUGCUGCGGAGAGCCAGCCGCCUGCCAGCAAGCCUGCUGCUGGCCCCGUCACCUUUGGCCCCCCAUUCAGUUUUGGAACCCCUGCGGCCCAGUCCACUGCUCAGCCGGCAUUUGGCAGCGGUGCUCAGCCAGCCUUUGGCACAACCAGUGCCCAGGGUUCCUUCGGCACCAGCAGCACUCAGGUGGCGUUUGGAGCCACCACGUCGGUCUUCUCUUUUGGAACAGCCACCUCCACCACCGCCAGCUUCGGUUCCACCACACAGACCACGAGCAGCAGCACCGGCACUGCCGUCUUUGGCACCACCCCUUCUCCUUUCACCUUUGGGGCGACUGCCCAGCCGGGCCCCUCCGCCAGCGCCUUUGGGAUCAGCACGCCCACCCUGAGCAGCGGCUCCCCCACCGUGGGGUUCAGCUUCGGGGCUGGGCAGAGCGGGGCAGCCCCGGUGGCAACACCGUUCAGCUCUUCCCUGACGCAGAGCGCGCUGGGUGCGCAGAAUCAGAGCACGCCCUUCGCCUUCACUGUGCCCAGCACGCCCAACAACAAGCCCGUGUUCGGAGGAACUCCUGCACCCACCUUCGGGCAAAGCACGCCCGUGCCAGGAGCAGUGGGGAGUGGAAGCAGUAGCCUUUCCUUCGGGACGCCCAGCGCUCCUGCCUCGGGCUUCGGGGGAGUCGGCGCUUCCUUUGGUUCAUCCACCCCAGCCUUUUCCAUCGGAGCAGGAUCCAAGACAGGCGCUCGCCAGCGGCUGCAGGCACGGAGACAGCAUACCCGCAAAAAGUAACCUCUGGUGCUGCUGGGCCCCCGCUGCCAGCCUGCAGGAGGAGCCCCUGCACUUGCAUGGGGGGCUCCGGUCUAGAGUGGUCCCUGUGGCGAGACCAGUGGCGAUGGGGCCAGGCUCCCCAUCUCUGAUGCCAGUCAGAGACCAUGCUGGGUGGCUGUGCCUGGGGUGGGACAGGAUAAACCAAACUCUUCUUACUUGAACAGUUUCACAGCCAAGGCUGGAUGAACCUCUGUACAUAUCUGCAGCGUUUCCUCCCUCACUUUAUUUUGCCAUGUUUCAUAACGUGUAAAUUUUUCCCCAUUUGCUUCUUCUAGCUGUUCCCAUGCUUUCCUCCCCAGCCCCCUGACAGUCAGCCCCCUCCCCUGUGGCAUAGCAGCCGGCAGAGCUGCAUGUCUCCGCUUGCAGCCUGGCUGGAGACAUGCUGCGUUCCUGCUGGCUGCCGUUCCAGGCUGCUGAGGGAUGCCGUCUUCACCAGGUCCUGAAAUCUUUCCCCAUUGUUUCAUCCCAUGGACUGGUGAACACACUCCCUCUGGCUGCAUUGCCAUCCCUGCAGAACACGAGCCGGGGUUAGUGCCAGCCAGGCCUGGGCGUCUGAGUGCCACGGGCAACUGACCCGGCUGCAGCUGGGUGACGACCCCCUUGCUGUGACUUACAUCUCCCAUCAGCCUGGGACCUCGGCUGGAGGCAUGGGUUGGGGAUGGGUGUCCCUCCACCUGUCUCCCGGCUGCCAAGCAGCCCCACCAGGCUGCGGACUCCCCCCACCCUGCUCGUGUAAAGCCCCCUCUCUUUUGCUUUAUUCGUGCUCCCGUUUCAAGGCGCUCGUUGAAUCGAGUUUGGAGGAAGAACUGAACCGUGUGUGUGGCGGCAUGUUGGUUAUGCCGGAUUUGCUGUUUGGAGUUUCUUUUUUUUGUGGGGCACCUGUCCCUUUGUGGGGGACACGCCCUAGCUAAUUGGGUGUUGACAGUAGCAUCACUGCGUGGCUGCUCGUGCUGGGGGAGUUGUCCCUUCGUUGUCGUGACUGAAAGGCAGGCAGCAGGGGUGGCGGGAUGGGGCCUGGACCCCCAGGCAUGGGGGCCCCAGCCCUGGCAGUCUCUCCCCUCCCUUCCCCUCUCUCUUGGUGCCCCUUCCCCACCUUGGGGUGCUCUGGAGCCGCUAAUGGAAGGAGUCCAGAGCAGAUGGGUUUCCACCCCCCUCCCCAAAUCCAAAUUGUUUUUCAUUUUUAGCUCAUACCCCUCCUUUUGGGUUUUACCAGCUCCUAGGAGCUACGGUGCUGCCUCCCUUGUUCCCAUCAAGCCAGGAGCAGGGCCCUUCCCCUGCCUGGGAGCUCCUAUGGGAAGAGACUGCCAGAGUCAGGGGUCACCCAAGAGCUGCCCCGCACUCUAUCCCGGGCGAGGGAUGGGCACCCCUGCCCAUGGGCUCCGCACCACUUCCAGGAGUACUUUGCUGCCGGGUUUUUUACUCUCCGAGCCGUGUGAGUGUGUGUGUCUGCUGAAGUCUAAAUUAAAAAAAGAAAAAAGAAAAAAAAAAAUUGCAAACAAAUAUUUAAACGUUUUUUAACAAAAUAAAAAUUUAUUUUUAUAUUUAAGCUGAAUUGCCUUUGAAUUCCUUCAAGCUUGGUUCAGUGAGGUUGCCAGACCCCCGCAGUGCUGUUGGUAGUGUUUAGCUGUGCCGUCGCAGCCUGGUGAGGAGCUGGCCCAUGCCCUGGCUCUGCCCACAGGAGCUAGCUGUGCCGGGGAAAGGCAGCUAUAUCCCGUGGGCUCUGCCGCUGUGCGCUCCUCCUGGCCUGUAACAACAUCUCCUUAAUUUUAAAAUGUGAUGUAUGUGGAUGUGACUAAACUUUUUUUUUUUUUUUUUGUUAUUUCUUGGAGGAUGAGGAGCAGGAGCUCUUACAGUGACGAGUGGUUUUCUUGUCUGCCAGGAACAAGGUGUCUCUCCCAGCAGGUGGAAGGAGGGCAGGUGACUGGGUUGUGUGCGGUGCAGAGGGGACAUGGCCCCUUAGCGAGUCGGGGCAGAGGAUGUGCCAGCAGGCACCUGCUGCCAGUGCUGUCAGGGUGUUUCUAGCCUUCCCCUACCAGCACAGCUGAGGGGGUGCAGCAGGCUGUUAGAGCAGGGCAGACCUGUGAAGGAACCAGCCUGGGCAAACGUGUCCUUGGGGUUUGAGAAAAGGGUUGAAAAGGGGUUAGUGCACGAGGGCUGCCCCUGGCGAUUCCUCCCUCUGCCCCAGGCAGGGUGCUGAGCCAGGAGGGUGCUUGCUACCCAGCCGUCAGGGCUGGCAGUGGCCUGAGGCAGGACAGUGGCUCCAGGGUGAGGGAGCUGGGAGCCUGGGGCUGGGGUUUGCUGAGAUCAACUCCAGCAAGACCUGUGUGGCAGAGGGAGGUGUGGGAUGAGCAGGGUACAAGGUGAGGGCACCCUGGGUAGCACUGGCUGUUGGUGCUGCCCCCCAAGUAGCUGCCCUAUUUAGGUCCCAAGAGCCCAGCCAGGCAAGGAGCCAGGCUGUGUCCCUUCCCCACCGCACAGACGCUGCUGGGAGAGACCCAUGUGACUGGGCUGCUGUAUGUGGCCAGGUGGAGGCUGGGUUUUAACUCAAACUGAAGACUUGGAUCAUUCCUGGUGUGGCUGAUGAGGAUUUUAGUGUGAAUGUGCAAUUUUUUUCCUUGCUUCUUAUGUCCCUGGUUUAAAAUAAAAAGACUGUGUUCA